Messenger RNA from Drosophila subobscura, 573 nucleotides. RefSeq lists its product as uncharacterized. The transcript is spliced from 3 exons. NCBI's taxonomy places the organism in Eukaryota, Metazoa, Arthropoda, Insecta, Diptera, Drosophilidae. The coding region runs from base 1 to 558 and encodes 185 amino acids. The record is from RefSeq and is a predicted model, not a curated record.
AUGUUUUCGUACUUCAUUCCGUUGCUGAUCAUUUCGGCAUUGUACGAUGACAGUGCCGCAAAGACGAGCUGGGAUUGUGAGCCGAAGUCGAUCAGCGCGCACUCCACCAACGAAGGCCUCUUGAAGGUGGACGUGCGAAUGGAACGCGUGGGACGCGCAGGGUUUUUCUUCACGGGAACCGUGUUCUGGAACAUCGAUAUGGAUGAGAGCGUCAUGGUGGAGCUGGAACUGUACCGGAGUACAACCGGUGCCGAAAGUGACUACAAGUUGACGCCCAUGUCCAUUCCUAGGCAGACGUUCAUAGAGUACAUAAACACCUACUACAGGGACAUGGUGAUCAAGAACCUGGGCGAAUGCUCCGACCUGCCGCGCUACGAGGACCAAUACGUGCCGCCCUGGCCCAAGAAAAACUACACCCUGACGCGCUGCACCAUCAAUGGUGUAGGGAUGCCUGAAGUCCUUCUUGCCGGGUUCUACAAGAUUAAGGCCAACAUCAGUCACCCAGAAGUGAACCAAGAAGUGAAAGCCAUUAUUAAGGUCACGCCAAAGAUGUUCUGAUAAAUAAAGUUGAAU